Molecule: messenger RNA, 1938 nt
Organism: Meloidogyne enterolobii
Lineage: Eukaryota; Metazoa; Nematoda; Chromadorea; Rhabditida; Meloidogynidae
Source: the annotation of a GenBank genome assembly
AUGCCACAUUCAAACAACAAUUCCAAUUCUGAAAAAAUUCAAGUUAGUGCAUUGCCUCAAUCGAUAGAUGAAGGUCCUUCGCCUUUUGUGCAGCAAGAUGUUUCAAAAAAGAAGUUAGUUAUGGCAAAGGUCAAUUAUUUGGACGAUUCCCAAUUGAAUUUUCAUAUUCACAAAAAUGCUCUAGGCUCUGUUUUGUUAGACUUGGUGAUUGCACAAAUGGGUUUAAUGGAACGUGAUUAUUUUGGACUAACAUUUUAUGAUGACCAAAAAUUACAGCAUUGGCUAUAUCCUGACAAAAAAAUUAAAAAACAAUUAAAAGGUGUUCAAUUAGAAUUCUUUUUCAAAGUAAAAUUUUAUCCUCCUAACCCUACACAACUUUUGGAAGACUUUUCUCGUCAUUUGCUUUAUUUACAACUUCGAAAGGAUGUUUAUAGUGAACGUUUACCAGUCUCAUUUGCCGCCCAAGCAAGUUUGGGAUCAUUAGUUGCACAGGCAGAACUUGGUGACUAUCAACCUUCUGAAAAUUAUGCACAACUUCUUAGUAGUGUCAAAAUAGCUCAAUUAACUUCUGAACAAGAGCAAUUUUGUAAUAAAGUUGGAGAUUUACAUAAAUUACAUAGAGGACUUACUCGAACAGAAGCUGAAUUGGCAUAUUUAAAUGAAUGCAAGUCUUUGGCUAUGUAUGGCAUUCAUUUAUAUCCAGCAAAAGACAGUAAAAACAAGCCUAUUCAAAUUGGUAUUUCUUCUGUUGGAAUAAGCAUUUUUAACGACCAAAUGCGUGUACAUCGUUUUUCUUGGGCUGGAAUAAUUAAAAUUGAAUAUCGUAAAAAUAAAUUUGGAAUUAGAUUGAAGCCUGGAGAGUUGGAUCAAUCACAAAAGAAAUCAACAACUGUCUCUUAUGCUCUAGUUGACUAUAAACAUGCUAAAUUGGUUUGGAGAUGUGGAGUUGAACACCAUGUUUUCUUUAGACUUGUUCAACCAGAAACUAAACACAAAAAUUCAUUUCUGAGUUUUGGUUCUGCACGUUUUCGUUAUACCGGCCGAACAAAUAUUCAAUCACAAAUGGUCUCACAAUUAUUUGAAACAAAUGCUCCAACAUCUGCUUCCCUUUCUAAAUCAAAAUCUGCAGAAAUGCUGCCACAAAACCAUCAAAAAGAGCCUCAAACGCCUUUAAAUUAUAUGGAUGAACAACUUGCCCAUGUACAACCACUAGCUACUAGUACUGCUCGAAGCGAUAAGAAGUAUGAAGAACCUAAAAAAGACAAGACAGAUAAGAAAAAAAAGAAAAAUAAAGAAAAGAAGCAAACUGCUGGAAUUUCUUCUGCUUCAACUUCGUCUUCUUCCUCUUCAAGUUCGGAUGCUGAAACAGAGGAAAUACACAUUGUUUCUGGUGAAGGUCAAAAUUUACAGACAUCGAAACAAAAGGUUGAACCUCCUCCUCCUCCUGCACAACAACAGACAACUUUGGAAACUUGCCAUGAGGAGAUUAUUGGCCCAGAACAAGUUACGACAGAAAUUGAUGCUGAGGGAAAUAUUAUAAAGCGGGUUGUUCGAACCGAACAGAUUCGCCAUACUGUCCAGUCUCACUCUGUCCAGUCUGUUCCUGUUGAUGAAAAUGGAAAAUUUGAAAAUUCUCCAACAACAGCAAUCAAUAAUUCUCUUCCAUUUUCUAAUGGCCAUCAUUUAAUUGGUUCCAAUGAAGAAGCUAAAGGGGAAUUGGUUUCUUCAAAAGUUGUAACUACAGGAAAUAGAACUGUGGAGACUUUAACGUACAAAACAGAAAAAGAUGGAAUUACGGAGACAAGAGUUGAACAUCGAAUAACUAUUCAUAGCAAUGAAGAAAUUGACCACGAUUCGGAAUUGAGUAAAGCUAUAUUAGAAGCUACAAGUAUGAAUCCAGAAUUAAAAGUUGAAAAGGUGGAAGUUUCAAAGAAAUGA